This is a messenger RNA of Aspergillus aculeatus ATCC 16872, 1815 nucleotides long. RefSeq names its product CCCH zinc finger DNA binding protein. Gene Ontology annotation, molecular function: metal ion binding. The transcript is spliced from 5 exons. NCBI's taxonomy places the organism in Eukaryota, Fungi, Ascomycota, Eurotiomycetes, Eurotiales, Aspergillaceae. The record is from RefSeq and is a predicted model, not a curated record. Bases 4 to 1485 code for a protein of 493 amino acids.
ACUAUGGACACAGAGUUGACCAGCGUCCAAUGCCCACCACAGGUCCCACUGGAUCUCCUGGAGCUGAGGAAGCGGCUUGGAAGUGUAAUGGCAGUCGAUGACUGCAAGAACAGAUUGAUACAAGACCUAUUCUUCGAGGUCGAGACGCUUCACUCUGCCCUGCUUAACGAAUGCACCAAACAGGAGAAUGAGAGGUUCCGUCUCAAUCAAGAAAUUGCUCAAUACAAAACGGAGGUUGCAGAUCUGAGACAUAAUCAGGCAAAGCUAAGCUUCGUGUCUAUCCUCGUCGACGGGGACUGUAUGAACUUUAACGACGCCCUCAUUCAAGAAGGCCACAACGGCGGCCGCAGAGCUGCACGACUUCUACUCCAGGCCGUUGAGCGCUACAUCCGGGACACCGACCCCCAAGCCAGCCCCAGCCUGCAGUACAGAGUGAGUGUCUACGCCAACCUGCCCGGUCUCGAGAAAGCCUACCGGGAAGCCAAAGUGCUGUCCUGGACGGAAACCCUCGACCCAUUCGUCCGGGGCUUCAACAUGGAAGACAGCCAGUGUGAUUUCAUCGACGCAGGAAACGGCAAAGAAUGCUCCGAUGUCAAGAUCCGAGCAACCUUCGAGCGCGACAUCCUCGACGUGCACUGCCGCCAUAUCAUCUUCUGCGCCGCCACGGACAACGGCUACGCCCGGCUCCUCGGCUCCCAUAGAGGGAGCAACCGCAUCACCCUGGUCGAGGGGGCGCCAUUCGCAUGGGAGAUCGAACAGCUAGCCACUGAACUUCGGACAGCCGCGUUCCCAGCGGUAUUCCGGGCUGCAAAGCUCCCCGCUCGCGCAUACUCGUUCAGCGCCGCUGCAACCGCUUCCGCCAAUGUUGUCGCUGCUUCACCACCAACUGCCGGCGACACGCAAUCCUCGUCUCCUGCCCGGCGAGACUAUGCGACCAUCGCAAAGGCUAACCUCCAAAUGACCCCUUCGCCUUCCGCCUCCUCGUCCUCCUAUUCUGCCACCGCAUCCACCACACCCACCCCCCCAACACCAAGCCCGUCGUCAUCAUCCUCAACCUCAACAUCAACCCAGAUAAUCUUCAACAUCUCCCCCUCUGUCACUUCAACGCCCCUACUUCCCAAAAUCAAGUACAACGCCCGAGGCCACCGCAUCGAUCCCCAACUCCCCCGCGCGAGCAGCAAAGAGAACUACGAGCGCCUCCGCGCGGCCAAGCUCUGCAACCGGUACCACCUGCAGGACGACUGCAGCUACGGCGACAGCUGCACGCACGCGCACGGACGGCGGCUGACGAGCGCGCAGGAUCUCCACGACCUGCGGUGCAUCUCGCGGACGAGCGUGUGCGGCGAGGGGCUGUGGUGCACGAACCGGAAGUGCGUGUGCGGGCACCAGUGUCCGUGGGAGUCGUGGCGGGAUCAUGAGCUGACGGGGUGCCGGUUCCCGGAGGAGAUGCAUGGGGUUGAUCGGGAGGUUGUGCGAGUUGAAUAGGUUGGUCCAAUUGGACUAGGGACUUGCGAUGAGUGGGUGUAGGAAGGUAGGGGCCUUUUAUUGACAACAGUUUUAUUUGUUUAUGGUGACUCUUUUGCGGUUCUUCGGUUGAAACAUUUAUAUACGUGGUCCCUCGUAAAUCCUCUCUGCCCCAAUAUUACCUAUCAUAUAGUUAUGCCACCCCCCGUACUUCAAAGAGAUGAUCUCGGCGGACGGUCACUUUAAUCGAAAACCUCAAACCUAUCAGAUAAAAAGUCCAUUAACACGACACAAUCUCCAAUCCUCCCCAGCAUGAGGGGUCUUCCACCCAGUCCGGUACAUAAACCUCAC